GACAUCGACCGAUCGUUUCGCCUUGGCGCGCGAAAUUCCACAGCUUUGAGCCAGGCGAUCGGAAUUUCAUCAUCGUGCGGACGCGUCACGGCGACGCGGUGGCGCGUUUUCGGGGAUUUAACCCGGGGACCGACGAUCUUACAUAUUGAGGUCCGCGCGUUGCGUGCCACAACUGCUUAAACGACAUUACGGUACUCGCGAACGCGCAGCACGUCUCUUGUGCCAUACUCGGCCGCGCAUGUUUCGAUACGCGUCGAAAUGCUACGAAGUUACGAUUAAAUAGCGGUACUGCAUUGACUCACAUCAGUAGGGGAGUGAGGUGAGGUGUCGGGUUUCUCAUCGGCAUUUGGGACACCUUUAGAAUAAUUUUUUACUGCGUACGCGAAACAAAAGAAUUUCAACAAGUGUAUUCUUCUUUUUGAGAAUUCUAAAAGAAGCGAGAAAUUGUUUUUAUUUUUAUAAAUUUAUAUUUAAAAUUGAAUUGAGCGCGGAUUAGAUACGCAGACUAUUAUUCGCUUGUACACGUUUAUCUAGGUAAACGUCAUAAAUUUCAUAAAUGUUUAGUAUUUCUAUAUAUCGGAGGUAUGCGUCUUGCGUAAUAAAAUGGAAAAUAAAAUGAGCUCCGGUGUUUUCACGCGUAAAGUGUUACGCCGACGAGAGAGAAUUUCUCGAUUGAGGAUUGCCCAUUCUAUUUUUUCUUCAUUAAAUAUGCAGCUACGAAUACGAGUUCCGCUGCGCGAAAGAGCGUUUGUGAAAGCCAAUUCGGCCAUCGGUCGCCAGCCGAUACGUUUUAAUAACAACACUUUCACGAUGCCCGGAGCUCGUAGUAAAUCAAGCGCGCUCCACCUGCGCUAUCGCACCGUUGAAUCCCAUUUAUCCACUUUCGCAUAAUUUUUUUGCGCUCUUGAGAGAGGCGUAGCUCGUUUCCUGACUUUUUACAUCUCUCUCAAGUAGAAUAUCUACGAUUGAUUUCCGUAAUUGGGACAAGGCAGACACACAUUCUUCAAAUUAUUUUAUAAUUUGAGACAAUCAGGACAUUGAGCUAAAUAAUAAAUAGAUAAACGAUUUUUUAAAUAAUUCGUACAAUAUCGACUCAAAAAGUCCACAAAUUGUCAAGCUUUUCAACUAUCGAUAGCUUGAUCUAUCGACGUUGAUACUUCAGAAUUGAUAAAGUUAAGAUUAAUGUUCGUCAGUGCUAAAGUAAUUACGGCGCGAAUUCUAUGGAAUCCGAGUAUGCCUGCUUCAAAAUACGUCAUAAAUCCGGAGUCCAUUAUGCGAAAUGGACAGCGGGACCGAAGGGGUGAACGUCGGAGAAAAUAGCGAAAUGGCGCGCGCGCGAGGCUCUCGGGCGCGAGAAUCAGCUGAAAUGACGUCACGUCACGAAGCCGGAUUUAAGCUACGCCCACCAGCGUGCACAUCCAGUGUGCGGCGUGCAUAAUGCACGUUGCGUGUACGCGCGUUGCGGAUUACGUUAUGCACCACACAUCCCCGUCGAAUAUGCGCGUAAAUCACGACGGUGGAAAUUUUUUCUCACCCUCGGCCAGCCGAGGGGCUUCGCCGUUAUCGGCGGCGCGUCGGCAGAAUGUCGUAGCAGCGGCUGAUAGCAACGUCCGAUGUCGACAUCAGAUUUUCACGCGCCUCGAACUUCAAUCUUAUCCUUUCGGCUUACGCCGCUAUCGCACGCGUACGUUAGAUGCCCGCUCUACGUGCACGUGCAUCAUCCACUUGCAUGGUCGAGAAAACGCGUCGCGAUAUCCGUUUACGCCGUGCCGGCAUGAAGCUCGUUUAUUUAUGAAAAAUAGGAGACUGAGAUGUUUAAAGUAAUAAAAGAGAGGCGGGGAGAAAACGUAUUGCCGGUUCUAGUUCCUCUUUUUCUUGUCCCUGAUUGCGUACUAGGUGUUGUGCAGGUUGAUGCGAGGAUACCCUCUCCUCCCUCAUUAUUUUUCUAAUUGGACAAACUUUCGAAACACGUUGCGUUGAUAAUAUAAUCUCUGCAAGAUCACUUAUUCGCGCGCGUUCAAAAACGAGAAGCCACAAGAUCCGGUGACUUCAAUAAUAUCAUUCUGUGCAUGAUUCAUUCUUGUAAUUGAAUUGUAUGCUUGACUCAGCCCCAACAAGCUUGCGGAUUUUUUGGACAAAUUAAAGAAUGUCUCUUAGUAAAAAUAUGCGUCUAAAUACGUCAAGUGUGGAAACAUUCGCAACGGGGAUUACUUCUUGUUCUGCGUUCUCUUUCCAGAUUAAAUAUCGAAUCGCAAAAUGGUGUCGAGGCGGAAAAUACUCUCACGCUCGCGAGACAAUCUCGUGGAGUCGCAAUACGAGGAGCAGGAGGAGGAAGACGUGUGGUAUAAUCUGGAUAAAUUGUACAAGGAUCAUAUACAAGAGGUCUUAGAUAAGUGGAAUCAAAUAGAUGACGAAAUUUGGGCGAAAGUUAUCGUGUUCGAGAGAAACAGACGGGUUGCGAAAGCGUACGCCAGGGCGCCCGUUCUCACGAUAAACGGCUCGAAUGACGGAUUCGACGGGUUCAGGAUAGGACUCUGCGGAUUCGACAAUCCCAUGCGGGACCCGAAGACCGAGGAGGCCAAACGGCACAUAAAUCAAGGCGUCAAGAUAAAGAUGGACGAGCAGGGCAACAUACUCAUUAAGAGAUUGUGUAAGAAUAACGUGUACGUCAAGUCGACGAAUCAGGAGGACAAUGCGAUCGGCCCGGAGAUCAUACGCAACUCGCAAGGCGCGCUCGAGCACGAGAAACCCGGAAAGCUGUUCGACAUGAACAAGUUCCAAACGAAUCUAUCGCGGGAAACGCGGCGGGCCUAUCCGGAUAGGCGACGAUUGGAGAUGCAAUGCCUGAGCGCUAUCAUAUUCGUGAGAACGGAGGCCGACUUGCUGCAGUGCCCCGUGUGGGUGCUCAUCGUCAACGUGGUCGGCCUGGACAUGCUCAAGUCGAAGCUCCCGCCAGUUCUAGCAUUACAAAGGCCGGUCGACAUAAAGAAUAGACCUAGAAUACCAAUUCCCGACGAAGACCCUUACAGCGUGGCCGGCGUGUCGUCGUCCGUAGGCCCUAGCGAAAUAAUGCCGGCGGACAGAGACUCGCGCGAGCAGAUCUACAUGCAGUCGACGAGCUACCAGCAUCGACGCGCCGAGAGACCGCCAAAACUGCCGCCCAGAGAAAACCUCUAUGGUCAUGGAAUUCCCAAGCCUGAUUACGAUGACAUAGAAGACGAUUAUGGCAGAGCGAUGAAACACCCCAUGAUGAUGAACGAGGAGAAGCGAAGUAAACACGAUGACAGAAAGAAAUACGAUGAUCCGUAUUACUGCGGUUUGCGAGCACGCGUGCCUAAUUUCGUGAAAAUGGCGAGAAACGGCCACAGUAAGGUGGGUCCUCCUCCUCCGCGAGGAUAUCCUAGGACACAGCCGGCGCCAUCCUACGCGGGCGCUGUUUAUGCUAGUAGUCAAUCCUCUCAAAUAUAUGGGCACCUACCCGCCCAUCGACCGCCGCCCAUUAUAUAUCAUGCCAGAAGCUUCGAAAGCGGACUUGAUUCGGACAAUAGGAACGAGUCACCGUAUAACCAUAUAUACGGAAGAUUACCGAUUCCGACGAGAGGCGUAAUACAUCCGAUCCCGCAAGCUAUGUAUAUUGGAGAGUGGGAUUAGAUAUAUAAGAAAUAUCUUCCGAUGUUUGUACCUAUAAACUCUGUAUAUUGUUAAUAUACCACAUAAAUACUCAUAUUUUUAUGCUA
Ooceraea biroi (clonal raider ant) is the source of this 3737-nucleotide messenger RNA. RefSeq names its product expansion (gene exp). The record is from RefSeq and is a predicted model, not a curated record. Gene Ontology annotation, molecular function: protein binding. Lineage: Eukaryota; Metazoa; Arthropoda; Insecta; Hymenoptera; Formicidae. Gene Ontology annotation, biological process: regulation of DNA-templated transcription.